AUGCUGCAAGUAAGCACAGAAGAUGUAACGGUUCCGUGGGGACGUGCACCGGAUCCUCUGGACGUACAAACCGGCCGCUACCGCAUGGCUGUUUUCCAGGAUGUCGUAGAAAGUAUCGAUAAGAAACUGCUGUACUUUUUAUACGAUCCGGUAGCUGAUGAACAGUCGGGCACAUCGGGAGGAAGGAAAGGCGGACCUGGCAUCGUUGUUUUCGACGUCAACAGACGAUGCUUUACACAAGAAAUACCCCUUUACGUUAAUUCAGGUAAUCUGAAGUUCUUGUUUGGUUUGAAAUGCCCAUCGUCGGCUGGUGGAACUUCGGCCAUUGUUGUGACAGACGGUGGAGAAUACAAUCAGUCAGGAGUGAGGAUUACUUUGUGGUUACUUUUUUUUUUUCAGUUGCAUUUGUGGAAACUCAUCACGCUACGAGAAGAUGCACCAGAACUUGUUGUUUUAAGUGGACCUGGUUUAAAUGUAACAAGAAUAAACUGCUUAUCUGAUUAUCCCUCAUCUCCAGUUGGCUCUUUUUCGGUACCAGGAGCAGAUAUCGCACACUUUUACGAUGCUUUUGUCAGCCGCGGAAAAAUAUAUUUCGUUUCUUCGUCUCCAGAUGGGCACUUUGAUAAUACUCGGGUUCACUUCUUAAGUUUAGAAGGUGAUACAAGCAUACGUACAGAACAUUGUAAGCCUGAUCCCCAGCGUGGUAUGCCUUCAGCAAGGAAACAAAAAUCUUUAGGUUUUCUUUUGCUUGCUGGUGGUGAGAUCGAUUAUGGUGACUCGGUAGUGCGUUUAGUAGAUUACUGGGUAUUGAGUCUUGAGAGUUUCACAUGGAUGCAAAUUCCUGCUCAGAUGCCUAUACCACUUAUUGAACCACGCCUUACGGCAAAUAGCACAGGAACUGUUUACCUUUGGGGUGACUUUGACCAACCACUUCCUGGAAUGCCAGCUGGAACACACUUGCGCAUUUUGCGUUUAUCUGGUAUUAAUAUGAAUCCUCCAGCUUAUGAAGACGCUCUAAAACAGCCUAAGGUUGCUCCAAUAUCGUCUCUUUACCCAUCAACUGGAUCGGGUCUUAAUACUCCGUAUCCCGACCCACAGGGUGGUCCAGGUAUUAAUCAGGCUCAACCACCACCGUACGGAAUGCAGACCAGUGGGGUUCCAACCCCUUAUCCUCAGCAAGGCUUUGGUGGGCCAGGUCAGCAAGGUAUGCAGCCAACUCCUCCAGGACCAAUGCCCCCAAGUGGUUACCCGCAACAGUAUCCACCCCCCCAACAGCCAGGCUACCCACAACAACCUCAGCCGGGUUAUCCACAACAACCCCCGCAACCAGGUUACCCUCAGCAGCCUCCUCAACCGGGUUAUCAGUCAGCACAGUAUCCUCAGGCGCCACAGGCUCCAGUUGGACAGUACGCUCAUUAUCCUCCGGAAGAAAAGAAAGAGUGUGUUGUUCAAUGA
This is a messenger RNA of Enterobius vermicularis (human pinworm), 1455 nucleotides long. NCBI's taxonomy places the organism in Eukaryota, Metazoa, Nematoda, Chromadorea, Rhabditida, Oxyuridae. The record is from the annotation of a GenBank genome assembly.